AUGGCACCGGCCAAAUAUCAGCGGUUCAAGUGCAAUCGCAAUCGCCUGAAUCUCUCCUGUGCUCAUCAUCAUUUGUGCUUUGAACUUCUUAAGUGUAAAUUGCUCGUCCGCUCAUCAGCUCGAGAAAAUUUCGUAAAAACAAAAUAAACCAAAAUCCAAAUAAAAAUGAAAUUCUUCGUGCUGUUGGCCUUGGCCCUUGUGGGCGUUGUUGCUGGUGCCCAGCUGCCGGACUCGGCCACACAGGGACCCAAUCCCCAGGACAUUGCCACCCCCGAACCGGAAUACAUUGACAUCGAGGAGCCUCUACCCGCUGCCGCCGCCCCUGCCCCAGCCCCGCGGCCAGUGUUCGCUGCUGCCGCUGCCCCCAGGCCAGUGAUUGCCGCUCCGAUCGCCCGUCCCAUUGCCCGUCCCGUGGCCGUGGCCCAGCAGACCUUCUUCCAGCAGCAGCCCAUCGCCCAGCGUGCCCAGUACCUGCCCCCUCUGGUCCAGCAGCAGCAGGUGGUGCCACAGCAGCAGCAGCAGCUGGCGGGACACUCGUUCAACAGCAGGAGCGGCUACCAGUACCGUCGUCCAGUCUAUGUAAGACGCUUCUACCGCCUGCGCCGCUACUAA
Messenger RNA from Drosophila persimilis, 612 nucleotides. RefSeq lists its product as uncharacterized. The transcript is spliced from 3 exons. The record is from RefSeq and is a predicted model, not a curated record. NCBI's taxonomy places the organism in Eukaryota, Metazoa, Arthropoda, Insecta, Diptera, Drosophilidae.